GAAGUGGGUAAAAGGGUCAAAUAUACGGUAACAGAAGGAAACUGCUUCAGAUAGGGAGCAUGCAUAGAAUGCACAGAUGUUGAAUUAUAAUUUACACCUGAAAAUUAUUAACCAGUUACUUUUAUCCCAAUAAGUUUAAUUUUAGAAAUACAUUUUCAGUGAACAGGGGUUAUUUAAUAUGUACUCAAAUGCUACUCUACAUGCAUAUGUGCAGGUGAACAGGUGGACACACCCCUUAGCCUUCCUAUUCUGAGUAGGAAGGAAUCCUGGUAAUUAGAUUCCUGUGUCCAGAGCACAACAGCACACAUUCAAAAACAUUCUGGUUCUAAGAACGAUGUUUGCCACCCAGACAGGUGACAUGAAAAAUAUGUAGCCUCGGUCUCUCAGAAUGUCAUAACUGAAGAGUCUUAAAUAACUCUUGGUAUCAAAUUAAAAGAUGGAUCGCUUCGCCCAAAUAAUCUUCAGUCACUUGAAAGAGUGAUUUAUAUUCACCUACUUAACUUUAGCUGUAUUCAUGCGACAUUCACAUGGGAUAUUUCUACUGUACUUCAGGCCCCUUAUUCAUGGGCGUUCCAGCCUCACUGCUAUAUAACCAGAGGCUCUGAGCUGCAGCUGGCAGGACCCUAAUCCCUUCUGCAAGGACUCGAGGAAUUGCUGCCAGUGUGUACAAACUGCCUGCUCGCCUUUCAGGCACCAUCAGAGGUCUCAUCAGCAAAACAAAAGUUGUGGAUGAUUCUUUUUAACCUUCCAGAAAUUCAGCUAACUCGUUUAGUUUUCAAGCACGAUCAGGAAAACAAUAUAUGGCCAUCCAUUAGUUCAUCGCUUAAUGGAUCCAAAAGCUCAAAAAGGAGACAGAGAAGACAAUGAUGACAAGAAAGUGGUUGCAGAGAUCAUGGCAAGGUGUUUUUUUCCAGCUCUAGUAACAACCAUCCCCUGGGAAGGAUUUCAUUUUGUUGGCCAUGAGAUUCGAAUUACUGAAGCCAUGGAUUGUUAUGGUGCUGUUGUUUGGCCAUCGGCCCUUGUUCUAUGCUAUUUUCUGGAGACAAAUGUAAAGCAGUAUAAUAUGGUUGACAAAAAUGUGAUUGAAAUUGGAGCAGGAACAGGGCUUAUCUCCAUUGUGGCAAGUUUACUAGGUGCACAUGUGACUGCCACAGAUUUACCUGAAUUACUUGGAAACCUGCAAUAUAAUAUAUCCCGAAACACCAAAAUGAAAUGUAAGCAUUUGCCUCAGGUUAAAGAACUCUCCUGGGGCAUAGCUUUAGACAAGAACUUCCCCAGGUCUUCCAACAAUUUCGAUUAUAUCUUGGCGGCUGAUGUUGUCUACGCUCAUCCUUUCCUGGAAGAACUCCUCAUUACCUUUGACCAUCUGUGCAAAGAAGCUACCAUCAUCCUCUGGGUCAUGAAAUUUAGGUUAGAGAAAGAAAAUAAAUUUAUAGAUAGAUUUAAGGAAUUGUUUGACGUGGAGGAGAUUUCUAGUUUCCCUAGCUUGAAUAUUAAGCUGUAUAAAGCUAUGAAGAAAAAUCGAAGGAGUGCAUGAUAUCCUCAAAGGAGGACUUGGAAGGCAAAGGCAAUUUCUAGUAUAUUAUGACUUUAAAGAAGACCCUGGAUAAGAUGAUGCAGCAUUGACUUUCUCAAGGGGGAACACACACACACACACACACACACACACACACACUAUAUCCAAGAUAGCAAUUUUCUAAUUCAUAGCACAUGGGUCUGGAGGAUGGCAGAGCCAUACUAUGUGGUUAGGACAUUGGUUAGGACACUGUCUGCUUUUUUAAAUUCCUACUUCCAUAGCACCUUUUGUUAUUAUGAUCUUUGUAAUAAAUAGUGCAAUUAUUAUUAUUCUUAAUGGAUAACUGUAGAUGGAGGUUUUCAAUAAUGAUAUCUCAAAAAUAAACUUAUGUUAUUCUCUCUUUAGAAGUAAAGAAGUGGACUAUAGUGGGAUAUGCAAAUAAAUCUGAAAGAGCAGAUACAUAAUAUAAUGGUAAAUGUUAGAUUAUUGUGGUUUUUGUAAGAGCCAGUCUAUAGGCAGUCUGUCACCUCUGGUUGGCAGGGAGGGCCUUCAGCACAACCUCUGAAAUCAAUCAAGCUUGUGGAUUUGAGGUUAUAGGCAAGGACAUUUCACUCUGGUAAAUGAAAAAUGAAUGGAAGUGAACAUAAAACAGUUGGGAUUUUGGAGGAGUUAUUGUUUUAUUUUUAAGCCAAGUACAGUUAUUUUUCUUUUAUCACAAAAACAGAAAUAAAUAUAAAAACUUUGGAUUGAAAGUACACAUAAAAAGAUAUAGGCUCUAAUCUCAAAUAACCAGACAAAUGGCUGUUUAAAGUCUAAAACUCUUCUGAUGAACAUAUAGAUCUAGAUAUUUGAAAUCCUAUGUGAUUUUUCCCCCACAUGGGCCUUAAGAGAUUAGAAGUCUGAAGUAAUUAAAGUCAGUGAAAGGAGAACAAAAAAUUAGAAUUUUGUUCCAUGUAAUAAGAGUGCAUUGGUUAGUAGUUUGCUAGGCUACCACAGUGCCCUUGGAAGAUACUUGCUCUCCUAAACCCAGCCCUUUCUGCUUUGCUGGAAGUUCUCAGUCCACUCAGGGAGAGUAGAGCUAACAGGAUUAUUUCCUAGGACCCUGAUCUGUAAACCAGAUGCAAGUUUGUUGCCAGUGGAUUUUUUUGUUAUGUGUGGUUCAUAGGACCAUUUCUCAGUAACUCCCAAUAUUUACAUAGUUUUUGCAGCCUGUUGCAUGUAUAAUAAUCCUUUAAUCCUCACAACCAUUCUAAGAAGUGUAAGUAAUAUCAUUAUCCCUACUUCACGGAUAAACUGAGGCUGAGAGCUGUGAAGACGCUUGCCCCAGGCUAGGCAGCUGCAGAGCGGCAGUGAUAGGGUUCUCAUGCCCUGGCUUGUUUGAGCACAGAGCCUGUGCUCUUCUUACUUACUGCCUUUGUGUAU
This is a messenger RNA of Pipistrellus kuhlii (Kuhl's pipistrelle), 2938 nucleotides long. RefSeq names its product methyltransferase 21C, AARS1 lysine (gene METTL21C). The transcript has 5 exons. Gene Ontology annotation, biological process: peptidyl-lysine methylation. Gene Ontology annotation, molecular function: protein-lysine N-methyltransferase activity. Gene Ontology annotation, cellular component: cytosol; cytoplasm. NCBI's taxonomy places the organism in Eukaryota, Metazoa, Chordata, Mammalia, Chiroptera, Vespertilionidae. The coding region runs from base 827 to 1537 and encodes 236 amino acids. The record is from RefSeq and is a predicted model, not a curated record.